This is a messenger RNA of Boeremia exigua, 1878 nucleotides long. Its product is annotated as FAD binding domain-containing protein. The annotation marks the transcript as partial. Gene Ontology annotation, biological process: tricarboxylic acid cycle; mitochondrial electron transport, succinate to ubiquinone. Gene Ontology annotation, molecular function: flavin adenine dinucleotide binding; succinate dehydrogenase (quinone) activity; electron transfer activity. NCBI's taxonomy places the organism in Eukaryota, Fungi, Ascomycota, Dothideomycetes, Pleosporales, Didymellaceae. The record is from RefSeq and is a predicted model, not a curated record. The transcript has 4 exons.
AUGCGGGCGUUUGCGCGUGCUGUACAGCGGCAGAAACUCAAUGCUCGCACUCUAGCAUUCCAGCAGUCACGACAACGACGCGGCUUUGCCACUGGAAAUCCUCAGGACGUGAAGGGGUUGACUGUCAUCGACCAUCACUAUGACGCUCUGGUCGUGGGAGCAGGAGGCGCUGGCCUCCGCGCCGCUGUGGGCCUCACAGAAGCCGGCUUGAAGACAGCAUGCGUAUCGAAGCUCUUUCCGACACGCUCUCACACCGUCGCCGCGCAAGGCGGCAUCAACGCCGCGCUCGGUAACAUGACAGAGGACGAUUGGCGCUGGCACAUGUACGACACCGUCAAGGGCUCCGACUGGCUCGGCGACCAGGAUGCGAUCCACUACAUGACGAAGGAAGCCAUCCCGGCCGUCGUCGAGCUCGAGAACUACGGCAUGCCGUUUUCGAGGACGAACGAGGGCACGAUAUAUCAAAGAGCGCUGGGCGGGCAGAGCUUGAAGUACGGCAAGGGCGGGCAGGCGUAUCGGACGGCGUGUGCGAGUGAUCGCACGGGGCAUGCUAUGUUACACACGCUGUAUGGGCAGAGUCUGAAGGCCGGGGUGCAGUUCUUCAUCGAGUGGUUCGCGUUGGAUCUCAUGAUGAGUGACGGGAAGUGUGUGGGUGUUACGGCAAUGAAUAUGGAAGACGGGACGUGCCAUCGCAUGUUUGCCAAGAACACAGUUUUGGCUACAGGAGGCUACGGGCGUGCAUACUUCAGUGCAACGAGCGCGCAUACGAGUACAGGCGACGGGAGUGCCAUGGCUUCGCGAGCAGGACUUCCGCUCCAAGAUAUGGAGUUUGUCCAAUUCCAUCCUUCUGGCAUUUACGGCGCAGGCGUUCUCAUUACAGAAGGCGCACGCGGCGAAGGCGGAUAUCUCCUCAACGCUGAAGGCGAGCGCUUUAUGGAACGCUACGCCCCAACGGCAAAGGACCUUGCAUCGCGAGAUGUUGUCUCGCGAUCCAUGAAUCUCGAGAUUAUAGAAGGUCGUGGCUGCGGUGAGGGGAAGGAUCAUAUUCACUUGCAACUUUCGCAUCUACCCAAGGAGAUUAUCCAUGAACGGUUACCGGGUAUUGCUGAGACAGCUGCGAUCUUCGCGGGCAUUGACAUCACAAAAGAGCCUAUCCCGGUGCUACCGACUGUACAUUACUGCAUGGGCGGUAUUCCAACAAACUACCACGGCCAAGUCUUGGACGUCAAGGACGGAAAGGAUCACAUUGUAGAUGGCCUCUAUGCCGCAGGCGAAGCAGCAUGCGUAAGUGUACAUGGUGCAAAUCGACUCGGCGCCAACUCGCUGCUCGAUAUCGUAGUAUUCGGUCGAGCAACCGCUCUCCACAUCGCCGACAAUCAUGCCCCGGGCGCCACCCACAACCAAUCGGAGAAGAACAUCGGUCUCGACUCCAUCAGCGAAAUCCCCUCCUUCCUCGCCUCCGCCGGCUCGCUCCCGACCUCCUCCCUGCGCGCCGACAUGCAAAACACGAUGCAAAAAACCACCGCCGUCUUCCGCGCCCACGACUCUCUCGCCGACGGCAACUCGAAACUCUCUAGCAUCGAGUCCUCGUUCACGCGCGACCUGCGCGUCACAGACAAGAGCCUGAUAUGGAACUCCGACCUCAUCGAGACGCUGGAGCUAAGGAACUUGCUGACGAAUGCGGUGCAGACGAGCAAGGCGGCGUUGACGCGGACGGAGAGUCGGGGGGCACAUGCAAGAGACGAUUUCAAGGAGCGGGAUGAUGCGGAGUGGAUGGUGCAUAGUCUGACGUGGCAGGGGGCGGUGGGUGAGGAAGUCAAGUACGGGACAAGGGCGGUGACGAUGGGGACGAUGGACGAGGGGGAGUGUAAAAGCGUG